AUGCUGUCGCGCGCCAUCCGAGACCCCAACCCCAAGGGCUCGAGUGAGUCCCGGACACCCAGGCACGCACUCACAGCCAAGCAAACACCACCGAGCAGGCCUGAUGCCGCAUCGUCCAGUCGCCCCAGCAUAGCAGAGCAGCUCAAGGGGACGGCGGCCCGCGCGGCUGCCAGCACUGCGGAAUCUGCUCUAUCGCGCCGCUCCAUAAAUCUGCCAGGGAGGCCAGGCCAGAUCCCCGCAGCGCUGUCGGGGAGUCGAAGGACAAUCGCCUCGAUAUGUCACAACACAAGCUCCUUCGACGACGAGCCCGCCGUCUUUGGACUUUUUGACGAUGAGGCGACCGCCAAGAAAGAGCAGGCCAAGCGAGUAGCAACCUCGGUCUAUAUCGCCGACGACGACCUGAGCGACGAUGAUGCGCUAGACCUCGACUUUGAGGCACCUUCCGCUCUACCCUCCAUCCCUGCAACGAAGCCGAAUGACGUCAUCUCGGCACCUGUGGCCAGCGGCACGAGUGUGUUGUCCUGGUCUCAGUCUUCGGAUUCGCACCACCUGCCCCCGCCUCGUGAACACGAGAGCGGACUUCGGCCAGUGUCCACAAAACAGGAUGCGCGAUCCGCUACCGGCGGUCAUGAUCUGGGGCACCCAAGCCGCGGGUCCUCAGGACGUAAGGACAAACAGCUUCCGUGGGAUGCUCCUGCCAAUCUUGUCAAGACCCAGAAGAAGCAGCUCAGAGACCAGCAGAGGAAGCCAGCAGCCGCUGACCAGGAGACGAUGGUGGAUGAUAUCCAAGAGACGGUGGACGAACAUGUGCGGGCCACCACCUCUAAAAACUCGUCAAUAUCCCUGAGCAACGAACAGCGGCAUGUCAAAGGCCUCGUCUGCGAGCGCAACCUCAGUGUCUUCUUUACUGGCCCUGCCGGGACAGGAAAGUCGGUGCUUAUGAGGGCCAUCAUCUCAGACCUCAAGAAGAAGUGGGCAAAGGAUCCCGACCGCCUGGCAGUCACGGCUUCGACUGGACUAGCCGCCUGCAACAUUGGUGGCAUGACAUUGCACAGCUUUUCAGGCAUCGGUCUUGGAAAGGAGGACGCCCAAACCCUGGUCAAGAAGAUCAGGCGGAAUCCCAAGGCCAAAAACCGCUGGUUGCGGACAAAGAUUCUCAUCAUUGACGAGAUAUCCAUGGUGGAUGGCGAUCUGUUUGACAAGCUGUCGCAGAUAGGUCGCACUAUCCGCAACAACGGCCGGCCCUGGGGUGGUAUUCAGCUUGUCAUCACAGGCGACUUCUUCCAACUUCCUCCAGUUCCGGAUAGUGCCGACAAACGAGACAUCAAGUUUGCCUUCGAGGCGGCGACCUGGAAUACCUCGAUCGACCAUACAAUCGGCUUAACCGAGGUCUUCCGCCAGAAAGACCCUGAAUUUGCUAGUAUGCUCAACGAGAUGCGCCUUGGGAGGAUCAGUGACCAGACUGUCAAGAAUUUCAAGGCGCUUUGCAGGCCUCUGCAUUUCAAGGAUGGACUGGAGGUGACUGAACUCUUCCCGACGAGGUCAGAGGUGGAUGGCUCCAACAAUAGGCGACUGAAGAGUCUGCAGUCCAAACAGCAUCGGUUCGACGCGAUAGACACGGGCGACCAGCUGUUCCGCGAAAAGCUGCUUCAAAACAUGAUGGCCCCGAAGACCCUCGAGUUGCGCAAGGGCGCCCAGGUUAUGCUAAUAAAAAACAUGGACGACACUUUGGUCAAUGGGUCAUUGGGGACGGUGUCGGGCUUCAUGACCGAGGCAACCUUCCAAGCGAUUAACCCGGGCGGCGAUUACGACUCCGGCGCCGAGGACGAGGAUGACAAGGACGCCGAGGCAAGGAAGAAGCGUCUGAUGGCCUUCAGCCGCCAGCUGGAAGAGAGCGGCAGUCAGGACAACAAGGAGUAUCCCCUUGUGCGCUUCCACGCAGUGGAUGGGUCGCCACGUGUUCUUCUGUGUGUUCCAGAGGAAUGGAAGUCGGAAUUACCCACGGGCGAGGUCCAGGCUUCCCGCAAGCAAGUGCCUCUCAUUCUAGCGUGGGCCCUCUCAAUCCACAAGGCCCAGGGCCAAACGCUUGAGAGGGUCAAGGUGGACUUGGGGAAGGUUUUUGAGAAGGGCCAGGCUUAUGUCGCGCUCAGUCGCGCGACCAGUCAGAGUGGCCUGCAGGUGCUCAGGUUCGAGAAACACAAGGUUAUGGCCCACCCGCGAGUGGUGGAUUUCUACAACAAGCUGUACAGCGCCGAGAGUGCGGUUGCUGGCGGGAGGGCGGCGGCGGCGAAAGCGGCUAGGACCGGGAUGCACGGCGGCGGCUCCUCCAUGCGCGCCAUGUCUGCAACUGGGUGA
Molecule: messenger RNA, 2355 nt
Organism: Gaeumannomyces tritici R3-111a-1
Lineage: Eukaryota; Fungi; Ascomycota; Sordariomycetes; Magnaporthales; Magnaporthaceae
Exons: 4
Coding region: 1-2355 (784 amino acids)
Biological process (GO): telomere maintenance; DNA repair
Molecular function (GO): ATP hydrolysis activity; DNA helicase activity
Source: RefSeq, a predicted model, not a curated record